Microsporum canis CBS 113480 is the source of this 426-nucleotide messenger RNA. RefSeq names its product Tlg2-vesicle protein. The transcript has 4 exons. The record is from RefSeq and is a predicted model, not a curated record. Lineage: Eukaryota; Fungi; Ascomycota; Eurotiomycetes; Onygenales; Arthrodermataceae. Gene Ontology annotation, cellular component: Golgi membrane. The coding region runs from base 1 to 426 and encodes 141 amino acids. Gene Ontology annotation, biological process: vesicle-mediated transport.
AUGACGCUCUCCGAAGAGUUCAAGUCUAGAAACUUCAGUAAGCAUCUAUGGACAAUGGUUAGUCGCCCGACCGGCAUUCUCUGCAUGCUUAUAUGCUUCGCUGUUGGGAUUUCUAACCUCUUUCGCGUUCCCUCUGUCAUACUUGCCUUCAGCAUAGUACCUUUGCUCCUGCGCAUCUGCCCUACAUCGUCGAAGUUUGAUGCUUUCAUCCGCCGCUUUGCAUCCAACACAAUGCGUGCGGUUAUCUACCUUGCCAUGAGCACUAUCCAAUGGGUUAGUCUCGUAAAGGAGGCCACUAGUCUGAUCGCAGCUGCCGUUUUUCUCCUCUUUGCUGCCAUUUUCUAUGCUCUCGCUGCUGUUAAGGGCCAAGAAUUCACGGGAAGCAAGACCCUUGGUGGACAAGGCGUUGCGCAGAUGAUGGUUUAA